Messenger RNA from Caenorhabditis sp. 36 PRJEB53466, 924 nucleotides. The record is from the annotation of a GenBank genome assembly. Lineage: Eukaryota; Metazoa; Nematoda; Chromadorea; Rhabditida; Rhabditidae.
AUGGGGUUGAAAACAGAAAGAGAUGCGAAUCUCGACCGACCGCAAAACUUGGCGCAUGAUGUCUAUCGGCCGGUGCCACGGUAGGCGCGAUAAGUUGGGAUCGAAGAAAUUCCGAGAUGCGACGGCGGGCGGCGGCUUCGAUUUUUGCGAAGAGAACCGGGGACCUGUUGGAAAGAAAGAAAAGAAAGGAAGGCAAAAACGAUAAAUCUAGUGAAAAGAGAAAGGACGAGCUAAAAGGGCAAGUUUUCACUUUUCGCUAGAUGUUUGAGUGUGUUAACGUCUCACAGAACGGUGAAGCUUGGAACGCGUUUUCAUUACACGCUUUUGCUUUGGUUUGUAUCCGCCGAGCAUUAAAACACUCUCCACCAACCUUCUCCCUCACAACUUUACACUUCAAAGAACGUUGGAGCUGCGGAGUUUCAAUUUUCAUUUCUCAUUUUAUUUACCCCCAUCCGUCAGCAGUUUUUGUCAAUUAACCCAUGACAUCAUAUAAUUGGCUUCAAUGCCUUUCGUGGAAGCGUCCGAGUUCAAAAACCAACCCAAUGGAUAGACCAAGCUAACAUCACGUUUUAUGAGUAGCAACCGCGUAUCUAUGCGACAUUUUGCAUCGGAGUAAAGGCUUAUUUCCAUAUUUUUCGGGGUUGAAAUUCGAAAUUCCUCGUUUCGGCUUUUCUGUAUUCGUGGAAACUUAACAGAAACCAUUUAGUUAAAACAUUUCAGACCUCCCAUCUUCUCGGAGAGUUUCAACACUUUGCUGGUAAACACUAGCUCAUUCGAGGUAACUACCGGUGUAAAACUCCAAUAUUUCAUUAAAACUUGCAGCCAACAUGCUUCCGGAAGAUCCUCAGCCAAACACUGGAUCCAUCGCUCCAGUCAGCCCACCAUCUUCAAGCCACUACUCCUAAAUUUCGCCCUUUCCCUUAG